This is a messenger RNA of Funneliformis caledonium, 138 nucleotides long. NCBI's taxonomy places the organism in Eukaryota, Fungi, Glomeromycota, Glomeromycetes, Glomerales, Glomeraceae. The record is from the annotation of a GenBank genome assembly.
GAUUCGGUUUGGACUUUUCAAGCGAACUUAUAGAAUCGGCUUGGACUUUUUCUCGAAACGGACUAGUGGAAUCGGCUUGAACUUUUCUCGAAACAGACUCAUGGAAUCGGCUUGGACUUUUCUCAAAACGGACUUGUG